Molecule: messenger RNA, 3804 nt
Organism: Astyanax mexicanus (Mexican tetra)
Lineage: Eukaryota; Metazoa; Chordata; Actinopteri; Characiformes; Acestrorhamphidae
Gene: ak5
Product: adenylate kinase 5
Exons: 15
Coding region: 141-1829 (562 amino acids)
Biological process (GO): nucleoside triphosphate biosynthetic process
Cellular component (GO): cytosol; cytoplasm
Molecular function (GO): ATP binding; nucleoside diphosphate kinase activity
Source: RefSeq, a predicted model, not a curated record
AGAAGGAACGCUGUGGACGGCUGUCAACUUGCCGCUGAGUGGAGGGGCUGGAGGGGAGUAGGAUGUCACUGCACGGUUUUCUCUCUGAGAGGAUAUAAUCUUCUGUUUGUGGGGCUGCAGAUCGCCAGUUUAAGACCACAAUGAACACCAACGACGCCAAGGAGUAUCUCUCCCGGAGGGAAAUACCACAGCUGUUUGAGAGUUUGCUGACAGGUUUGAUGUACUACCGUCCAGAUGAUCCUAUAGACUACCUGGAAUGCUGUUUGAAGAAGGUCAGGGAACUGGGAGGGACAGAAAAAGUCCGGUGGGACACCUUUGUGGGACAGGAGAAGAAGUCCUUGCCCCCACUCAAUGGUGGUCAAUCUCGACGGUCUUUUUUCAGAAACGUUUUGCCAGACAGUCCCAACUUCCCCUACCGAAGGUAUGACCGCCUUCCGCCCAUCCAUCAGUUCUCCAUAGAGAGUGACUCAGACCUGUCUGAAACAGCUGAGCUGAUCGAGGAGUACGAAGUUUUCGACCCCUCCAGACCACGGCCCAAAGUCAUCCUCAUCAUUGGUGGCCCAGGCAGCGGAAAAGGAACGCAAAGCCUGAAGAUUGCAGAGCGCUAUGGCUUUGAGUACGUCUCAGUAGGGGAACUACUAAGAAAAAAGAUGAUCCACAAUGCCACCAGCAACAGGAAAUGGAGUCUGAUCGCCAAGAUCAUCACUAAUGGGGAGCUGGCUCCACAGGAGACAACCAUCACUGAGAUCAAGCAGAAGAUCAUGAAGAUACCAGAUGCGAAUGGGAUAGUCAUAGACGGCUUCCCGCGGGAUGUGGGCCAGGCGCUUUCAUUUGAAGAUCAGAUUUGUACUCCAGAUCUGGUGGUCUUUCUUGCGUGUUCCAAUCAACGCCUAAAGGAGCGUCUAGAGAAGCGAGCAGAACAGCAGGGUCGCCCUGACGACAACCCCAAGGCAACAGAGCGACGGCUCGCCAACUUCAAGCAGAACGCUGUGCCACUGGUGAAAUACUUCCAGGAGAAGGGGCUAAUCGUCACACUUGAUGCCGAUCGAGACGAGGAAGAAGUUUUCUAUGACAUCAGCAUGACGGUUGACAACAAACUGUUCCCCACCAAAGAACCUGUUGCAGGUCCCAGUGAGCUGGAUCUGAGUCUGCUAGGAGACAACACUAGUGUGGCAGAUGUUCCCUGUAAAUUCGAAGAGCAGGCAGCUGAAGAAGUGGGAUUCACAGAGCAGAGUGAAGAAAGUUUUUCCGUGGAGAAGAAGAAACCAAAGGUCAUCUUUGUGAUUGGUGGUCCCGGCUCAGGGAAGGCCCUGCAGUGUGAGAAGAUCGAGGAGCAGUACGGAUUAAAGCGCCUGUGUCCCGGAGACAUCCUGUGCAGUGAGCUGCAGUCCCACAGUGAGAGGGGACGCUUCUUCAGAGACGUCCUCGAGAGGGGAGAACAGCUUCCUGAGGAUACACUGUUGGAUCUCCUGUGCGAGUCUAUGGAGUCUACAGUGCGGCAUGGAAAAGGCUUCCUGGUCAGCGGAUUCCCACGGGACCUGAGGCAGGCAGAGGAGUACGAGGCCAAGAUGGGAAAGCCAUGCGUGGUUCUGCUAUUGGAGUGCUGUUCAGACACUAUGAGCCGACGUCUUCAGCAGAGGACCUGCUCCAGCCUGCGCUCGAGAGAGGCACGGGACAGAGACGCCCACCGCAGAGUCGACAGCUUCUGCAGCACCAUCACACCCGUCAUCCAUCACUAUGAACACAAAGGCGUCCUGCACAAGAUUGAUGCGGAACAGCCCCCUGACGAGGUGUUUGAACAGAUCUGCCUGGCCCUGGACUCUUGCUAAGGACUGGAACCACACAACUGCCCCCUGCUGGAUCAAUCCAUCAUUAUACAGACAUCAUUACAGAUCACACACACACACACUUAACACACACACCACACCAGCCAUCGUCCACUGCCAUCCAGAGCCGUCUGCAAAGGCAGGACGGGGACACCUGCCAGCAGCUUGUGACUUCUCUCAAUGUGUGCCACUCUUCUUCCCUGCUGUACAUAGCAGCUCAACAAAGACCGCCUGCAGAGACACGUACCACACACACACAUAUGCACAAACACACACACACCUGCCUGCUUGUUGUUUAAAGAACACACUCGCCUCGCUUCAACAAAGUGCUUCAGCUCCAUCCAGUGUGGAGACUCAUCCUACUGUUCUGCUGAUCUCUGACUGCACGGCCCCAACCCAGCGCUGCAUUUACAUUAUAGCUGAGCAGAGGUUCUCAUUGUUUUUACUUUCUAUUAAUAUUGUUUUAUGGAGACAGGUGGCAGGCGGGCAGAGAGACAGGCAGGCAGGGAGACAGGAAGGACAGUGCAAAUAAUUGGGAACAUCUGGGAAUAUCUGAAAGAUGCAGAGAGUCAAGAAAUCUCCUAAAAUAAAAAAACUAAAUAAUUGUUCAAACAGUGGAAAUGGUAGUAAGAGCUUGAAAAAUUUUUGCCAUUUUUUUUUUACAUUACAGAGUAACAUGCCACAAGUCAUGGGAUAGCAGGGUGUAUGAUUUCAUACGCUGUCAUUAGGAGUCUUGCCCAAGGACUCUUAGGCUACGUUCCCAUGACACGCCACAUUGCUUAAAUCCGGAUUUGGCCAUCUUGAUGGCCAACUUGAUGGUAGACUCAUAUGUGGAGCAUCUUUUGCUGGAGUGGAGAGUAAACAGCUGCUCUGAAGUUCAUGCUCAGGUCGAGGAGGUGAAAAAAGGCCAGGCUUUGGUUUGCUUUUGCUGUUUUUGCAGCUACAGCUGCACCAAGAGAUGUGUGGGUACGAGAGAGAAGCACGUACAUUCUGAUUUUAUCUUUUACAUUCAUGUUAUAUGUCCAUGGAUUGGAUACGUAUCCAAUUUAGGUCCACAUAUGAAAGUGACUCAGAUCUGAUUUGAAAAAAGGUUUGGCACGUUCACACAGCCAUGAAAAAAUCAGAUCUGAGCUACCUUGAGCAAAAAAAAAAAAAAAAUCAGAUUUAAGUCACUUCAGCCUGGUAAUGUGAACAUAGCCAUUAUUGGUGUAGCACAGCAUAGUCACUCAGACCUGGAAUUGAACCCCAGCCUCCCACGCAAUGUGGUAGCUCACUGGCAGGCAGUGGUGUUAUCCACUGCACCACACCAAAGUAGGCUAAUAUUACCACCCACAGUGUACUGUAAUGAUCCUGACCAAUGGCAUCAGACUAAAACUGCCUGGGCAGACAAGCAAGUGUCCACAAGUAAUGCAUGAGACGUGCCCACAGGCAUACACACAUACAUCCAAUAGAUCUUUAGCUUCCAUAGAAUGUGGGAAGUCCCAUGACUUGUGGCAUGUCAGUAACCAGACAAUUUAUACUGAAAGGCUUUUAUCAUGCUGGUUGUGUAUUUGUACAUUAUCAUGUAUGAAAGUCAUAGAAAACCUGUAAGAAGAGAAGCAGCGCAAGCAGAUGGCCACCGCCUGUCACGCCUCCCCACGCAUCUUAGUGCACUAACGCAUGCCAGAAUAGCAGUACGAUCAAUAUGCCAAACGCUUUUGUGUAUUUACUGAAAAGACAGGAAAAAGGUCAAAACCAGGCUUUACUGUAUUUACUGUCGCCGGACUACAGCGUCGAGGAACGGGUAAGUUUAUUAAAGUGUGUUUGUUUAAACUUUUGGAUGAAGUAAAACAGUUUCAUAUGGAUCUGGUUUUACAAGCGAUUUGAAGAUGAAGGAAUAUUUGACUGUACAUAACGGACUGAUGCAAAAGAAAGAUGAAUGAUGUAUGUAAGCGAUGAUUCUCAAUAAAUAAACGUUACCUUGGUCCUUUUGCAUGUA